AUGUCGCAUCAUCUUGUAGCCGGUGCCAUAUCGGCAGCCUUGCUGAGUAUCAACCCGGCUCCCGUAAUGGCUGCUAGUGAUGUUGUAACGGGUACUCAAGUCGAAGCUGCCAUUGUCCAAAUCAGCAAGGAUGCAUACCCCGUGCUUUCUUCCAUGCAAGAUGUGUCACCGUUGACGAGCAAACUGAUGGGCAUUGUCGACAAGAAAAUUCCUGCGGCCAAGGCAUCGGAAGCUCUCGACAAGGGCAUUGACAGCUUUCUUUCCAUUCCCGAUGAAAAAGUCUCUGCCUUUGCCACCGUGGUACAAUCCGCCUACACGGGAGUCUCGGGAGAUAGUUGCCAAUCGUUGGGUGGUUCGGCCGCCACGUCUCAACAAUUUGCGUCGUUGCCGGUCGUACAAGGACUGGAUGCUACCAAAGUAAAGGCGCUUCAGGACAAGUUUGCUCCCGCCAACAAGGCAGUACCUAGCAGUAGUGGCGGUGGGGAUAUUUGCUUGCCAGCAUCGAGUCAGGGAUUGGAACAAAUCUGGGUCGGUCAAACCGAGUUGACGCUCAACAUCCCCAAGGCCGAAUCCAAAGCCUUUGUCGCGAGUCUUUCCAAGGCCUUGUCGGUGGUUCCAACCCCCGAAUGGCUCAAAUUGUUGCCCGAUGCCAAAAAGAGCAUUGUCGGCAACGUGGAUGCCAAGAUGGCGACAAAGCUAGAGAAAUCUGGAAAGACCCUGGAAAAGGCAUUCCAAGCUGAUGAUAGAAUUCAAAAGAGAUUAAGCAGUAGCUAA
Messenger RNA from Seminavis robusta, 774 nucleotides. The record is from the annotation of a GenBank genome assembly. NCBI's taxonomy places the organism in Eukaryota, Bacillariophyta, Bacillariophyceae, Naviculales, Naviculaceae.